AUAGCAGCGGGCAUGAUAUGAGCACCAUAACGAGGUUUCACCUAGCCGGCUCUUUUUCUGCACGUGGAAACUUUCAUCAUCAAAUUCUGCACUGAAAUCUCCUUUUUUGCCCUUUGAAAAAUCGAUUUUUAUCAUGUCUUGGAUGUUUGGAGUGAAGAAGGAUAGUGCUCCGCCUCCAACCUUGCCGCCACAGCUGCCGAUUCCGCCAUCAGGUGGGGGAGAAGACGGUGGUGGGGGUGACAAGGAUGACAAGAAAGACUCGAAGGAGAAAGGUUCUGGCAAAGCUAUAUGGCAAAGUUUUGAUCCUACUGGGCUUGAAAGAGCUGCAAAAGCUGCCAAAGAGCUAGAGAAAUCUCCAAAUGCAUCACAAGCCUUAGAGCUAGCCCGAGUCCAAGAAACAACCAAGCAAUUAAAACAUCAACAAAAGAUUAAAGAAUUCGAAGCUGGGAUGCAGCAAAUGCAGAUGGAUAAAGUAAGAGUUGAGCAAGAAGAAAAAAGGAAAACCCUUUCAGCUGAGACUCAGCAGCAUCAACAGCGAGCUCAAUAUGAGGACCAGUUAGCAAGAAGAAGAUACAGUGAUCAGCUAGCACAACAGAAAAAAACACAAGAAGAAAAUCUAUUAAGACAAGAAGAAUCUGUCAGGAGGCAAGAAUCCAUGAGAAAAGAAACUGUUAAGUAUGAAGCAGAACUCAGACAUGGAAAUGAGAUGAAAAGACUAGAAGCAGAGUUGCGUGGAAAGGCAAAAAUUGAAAGAGAAAACAAGGAUAUACAUUUGGAAAAGAUUCGACUUAAAGCUGCAGAACAGAGAGAUACAGUUCUCCAGUCUAUUAAGACAGCUGGUUCAAUCCUUGGGGCAGGGUUUGAUGCUUUUAUAUCAGAUUGGGAUAAGAUUUCAGCAACAGCUGCUGGCUUGACAUUGUUAGCAUUAGGUGUUUAUGCUGCUAAAUAUGGUACUGGAGUCACAGCAAGGUUUGUGGAAGCUCGGCUAGGAAAACCAUCUCUAGUUCGUGAUACGUCAAGAUUAAAUUUAUUCAGCACUAUAAGACAUCCAAUUAAGUCUGUAAGGAAGUUCUUUGUUAAUCCUGAAAAUUCACUCAAAGGAAUAAUAUUAAAGAAAAGUCUUGAAGAACACUUAAGAGAAAUCAGCAUAGCAACAUCAAAUACCAAAAGGAACAAAGGAAUGUAUAGAAAUCUACUGUUUUAUGGUCCUCCUGGUACAGGAAAAACUAUGUUUGCUAAGAGUCUUGCAAAGAACUCAGGUUUGGAUUAUGCCAUCAUGACCGGAGGAGAUGUGGUACCCAUGGGGAAAGAUGGAGUAACGGCUAUGCAUAAAGUCUUUGACUGGGCUGAAACAUCACGAAGAGGCUUGCUUUUAUUUGUGGAUGAGGCAGAUGCUUUCCUGAGGAAGAGGAGUCAGGAAAAAAUCAGCGAGGAUCUUCGGAGUACCUUGAAUGCAUUUUUGUACCGAACAGGAGAGUCGUCUCGCAAAUUUAUGCUAGUGUUGGCCAGUAACCAGCCAGACCAGUUUGACUGGGCCAUUAAUGAUCGUAUAGACGAGCUGGUUGAGUUCGACCUGCCUGACACCGAUGAACGCGAGCGUCUCGUCAGACAAUACUUUGAAGAAUAUGUUCUGAGACCUGCCACAACUGGUUCAAGAACAGGGCGGUUGAAGAUCGACAACUUUGACUUUAAUUCAAAAUGUCAUCAAAUUGCUGAAGUGACUAAGGGUCUGUCAGGAAGAGAAAUAGCGAAGCUUGCAAUUGCUUGGCAGGCGAGUGCUUAUGGGUCGAAGGAUGGUAUGUUGACCGAGGAAAUCAUGGACGAACGAGUAAAGGAAGCCGUUAGGCAGCAUAAACAAAAAGAGGACUGGCGCCAAGCCCCUGCACCAGGUUUCUCUAGCCCCGAAGAUGUGCCUACCAUGCCCAAAUUUGGUAAAGUUUAAUCAAGUGCAAGAAUUUUGUGAAGAUUUGCCACGAAGAUUACACACUUGUGGAACUAUGGUUUCCGGGUUACCAGACGUUUUAAAAAUCAAAUUUUCAUAUUGGUGGACGUUGAUUCUGAUAAUGCAUUUUACAAGACAUCAAUUUUAAAGGAGUGAAAGAAACAUAACUUCUUCCCAUGAUGCAGAGGGAAUAAUUUUUUCUUGAUUCAGGAUGACGUCAGGACGUCCUCUAAUGUAACUCUUGUCAAAUGUUUAGGAAUUCAUUCUUACGAAUAAUAUGGGAAAAAUAAAGUAAAUUAAACAUU
Actinia tenebrosa (Australian red waratah sea anemone) is the source of this 2247-nucleotide messenger RNA. Its product is annotated as ATPase family AAA domain-containing protein 3. Gene Ontology annotation, biological process: mitochondrion organization. Gene Ontology annotation, molecular function: ATP binding; zinc ion binding; ATP hydrolysis activity. NCBI's taxonomy places the organism in Eukaryota, Metazoa, Cnidaria, Anthozoa, Actiniaria, Actiniidae. Gene Ontology annotation, cellular component: mitochondrion. The record is from RefSeq and is a predicted model, not a curated record.